AUGGACCCCAAAAACGCAAGUUCCGAGGGCCUUCUGGCCUUCCUACGGGAAUUUUACCCGGAGGUGUACGCGGUCGUACCCCGGGAGAUCGUUUCGCAGAGUGCAAACCCCGAAUCAUCGAGCGUAGAGGCGUCGCCCCGCUCCUGCCCGUCUGAGUCCGGCCGUUCCUCGCCGGCUCAUAGUGAAGCUUCCCGUAUGGAAGCAGAGUCCGCGACCGAGUCCAGCUCGGAAGUAACUGAUGACGACGGGUUCGAGACCGUCGUCUCAAAAAAGCGCAAAGGGAAGCGCGUUAAGACGUCGCUCCCUGUUAAGCGAGCGUCGCUAGAGUCACCGACGCGCCCAGCUCGCGCCAAAACCGCCGCGUCACCGGUGACGUCACAAGCGCCGAUGACGUCAUCCGCCCCGGCCGCGCCCGAAGCGCGCAAAGUAAAACCCCCGCCGCCUGUAAUUUUACAGGACAAUCCAUACCCGGAGGCGCGAGUGCGCCUCCGCUCAUUCUCCGAGCCAGUCAUCGCGGCUCUAAGCAUCGAGGACGGGCUUACUAGCCCGCCCCCCCCAACCGGUUACGCUGUCAAGGCCUACAAGGCUAACAGC
Brenthis ino (lesser marbled fritillary) is the source of this 594-nucleotide messenger RNA. NCBI's taxonomy places the organism in Eukaryota, Metazoa, Arthropoda, Insecta, Lepidoptera, Nymphalidae. The record is from the annotation of a GenBank genome assembly.